AUGUCGAAAGGCGAACAUACGAAAAAAACACCAGCAUUAUGUGCCAGAUUAUGUGACAUUGUAAAAUGGUAUGAUUUUGACGGCUAUGGUUUCACUCUCUCCGAGGAAAGUGAUGGACAUUUCAUUGCAAAUGUCCAACAUAAUUCACCGGCAAGGUCUGCCAUGCUUUUUGUGAACGACAGAAUUGUUGAAAUCAAUGAUAAAAAUGUAGAAAAAAAAAGCAAGCAAGAAGUUCUUGCUGAGAUUAUGGCAAGCGGAGAUGAAAUCUUGUUAUUAGUCGUUGGAAGUACAGCAGAUGGUCAUUUUAAAAGAACAGGAAUGACCAUCACGUCUUCAAUGGAAAAAAUAAUGUAUAGGCGUACACAUAGACGCCUUCCAAAGAGAAAUACAUGCUUCUUUCCAAGGGAAUGUUGUAUGACAAGAUGGGAGGGUUUUGACGGAUAUGGAUUUGAAAUUCAACCCAUAAAUGAUCGAUGA
Mercenaria mercenaria is the source of this 477-nucleotide messenger RNA. Its product is annotated as Na(+)/H(+) exchange regulatory cofactor NHE-RF2-like. Gene Ontology annotation, cellular component: apical plasma membrane. Gene Ontology annotation, biological process: protein localization to plasma membrane. NCBI's taxonomy places the organism in Eukaryota, Metazoa, Mollusca, Bivalvia, Venerida, Veneridae. The record is from RefSeq and is a predicted model, not a curated record. Gene Ontology annotation, molecular function: protein binding; protein-membrane adaptor activity. Bases 1 to 477 code for a protein of 158 amino acids. The transcript is spliced from 3 exons.